Messenger RNA from Drosophila ficusphila, 582 nucleotides. RefSeq lists its product as uncharacterized. The transcript has a single exon. NCBI's taxonomy places the organism in Eukaryota, Metazoa, Arthropoda, Insecta, Diptera, Drosophilidae. The coding region runs from base 295 to 510 and encodes 71 amino acids. The record is from RefSeq and is a predicted model, not a curated record.
GUACACUUAGUCAAGGUCGUCGCAAAGGGGGGCAGCGAGGGGCAGCAACCCAUAAGUUCUUUGACUAAGUAAAUAAAUUUCAAAAUUAAGCUUUUACGUAAUUGCAAACAGCCAACGGAGUACACUCUUUGGCGAUAAAGUUUUGGUGUUUGCCCAAAUGUUUCUUUUCUUGAGAUUUAGAAAGCAAACAAGACGCGUGCGUUUGUGCCAAUAUUUGAUUUUAAAAAGGAAAGGUAUAUACAUAAAUGAUAGGUUCUGCCACCAAAAUAUCAUUAUUGAUUUCAAGUUUGUAAGAUGAAGUUCUUCGCUAUCAUAUUCCUUCUGUGCGGAAUCGUUGGACUUGUCGCGUCCUCCACAACGACCACGGAAGGAUCUUUUGGCUCUUCUACUUCUACCCAAGCACCUUCAUUAUCCCCUUGUGGAGUUGGACCCUGCGGCCCCUGUGGACCCGGAGGAGUUGGCGGGGUUGGUGGACCUUGCGGCGGCAAGAAGCUAUACUUCUUCUAUUAAUAAAGUCUUAAGACUUCACGAAUUACGAAUAAAAAUAUUAUAAUUUCAACAAGAGGUGCAACUUAACAGAUU